ACUUGCUGCUUAGAAUUACAAUUGUUGGAGGAAUGCUGGCCUUCCAGAUUAAUUUUCUGGGCGUGGGAGAAAGUUCCACAUUGCGCCGGGGCUAGGCGAGGGAUCAGGUCUGCUCUCCUCAGAAAUCCCAACAGGGCAAGGCCCUGAAACGCCACAGCUGCAAUCUCCAUUUGGACACAGCUCUGCUUCUAUGCAUUCCUGGCCUAGAGAGUGACCCUGUUACACAAGCUUGAACACUGUAGGUCCUUUUUUUGGUGCAUGAAAUGGCCAACGUUACACAGAUAUCCAAAGAUGAACUAGAAGAACUCAGAGAGGCCUUUGCCAAAGUGGACCUCAACAGCAAUGGAUUUAUCUGUGACUAUGAACUGCAUGAGCUCUUCAAAGAAGCCAACUUGCCUCUUCCUGGCUACAAAGUGAGAGAGAUCAUUCAGAAGCUCAUGAUUGAUGGUGACAAGAAUAAAGAUGGAAGGAUCAGCUUUGAAGAAUUUGUUUACAUUUUUCAAGAGGUGAAGAGCAGCGACAUUGCUAAAACAUUCAGAAAAGCCAUCAACCGAAAAGAAGGCAUUUGUGCAAUCGGUGGGACAUCUGAGCUGUCUAGUGAAGGCACCCAGCACUCUUACUCAGAGGAAGAAAAAUACGCCUUUGUGAACUGGAUAAACAAAGCCUUAGAAAACGACCCAGACUGUAGGCAUGUCAUUCCAAUGAACCCAAACACAGAUGAUCUCUUCAAAGCAGUCGGGGAUGGGAUUGUUCUGUGUAAAAUGAUCAACCUUUCUGUUCCUGACACAAUUGAUGAAAGAGCAAUCAACAAGAAGAAGCUAACACCAUUCAUAAUUCAGGAGAAUUUGAACUUGGCUCUAAACUCAGCCUCUGCCAUUGGGUGCCACGUGGUCAACAUUGGAGCAGAGGAUUUGCGGGAAGGGAAGCCACACCUGGUCCUGGGACUUCUCUGGCAGAUUAUCAAGAUUGGCUUGUUUGCAGACAUAGAGCUCAGCCGAAAUGAAGCUUUGGCUGCUUUGCUUCGUGACGGGGAAACCUUAGAGGACCUGAUGAAACUGUCCCCUGAAGAGCUGCUCCUGAGAUGGGCAAACUUCCACUUGGAAAAUGCUGGGUGGCACAAAAUCAAUAACUUCAGCUCAGAGAUCAAGGACUCCAGGGCAUAUUUCCAUCUCCUGAACCAAAUUGCACCCAAAGGGCAGAAAGAAGGGGAGCCUCAAAUUGAUAUUAACAUGUCUGGCUUCAAUGAGAAAGAUGAUUUGAAGAGAGCUGAGUACAUGUUGCAGCAGGCAGACAGGCUGGGCUGCCGGCAGUUUGUUACUCCGGCGGACGUUGUCAGUGGCAACCCUAAGCUGAACCUGGCUUUUGUUGCAAAUUUGUUUAACAAAUACCCAGCGCUCACCAAGCCUGAGAACCAGGACAUUGACUGGACCCUGCUGGAAGGAGAGACCCGAGAAGAGAGAACAUUCCGCAACUGGAUGAACUCCCUUGGUGUCAAUCCACAUGUCAAUCACCUCUAUGGAGACCUGCAGGAUGCACUAGUGAUCUUACAGCUCUAUGAGAAGAUCAAAGUUCCUGUAGACUGGAAUAAAGUCAACAAGCCCCCUUAUCCAAAACUGGGUGCAAACAUGAAAAAGCUAGAAAACUGUAAUUAUGCUGUAGACCUUGGGAAGCACCCAGCGAAGUUCUCUCUUGUUGGCAUUGGUGGGCAGGAUCUCAAUGACGGAAACCCAACCCUCACGCUGGCUCUGGUGUGGCAGACGAUGAGAAGGUAUACCCUGAAUGUCCUUGAAGAUCUUGGGGAUGGCCAGAAAGCCAAUGAUGACAUCAUUGUCAGCUGGGUGAACAGGACCUUGAGAGAAGCAGAUAAAUCAAGUUCCAUUCAGAGCUUUAAGGACAAGUCGAUUAGCAGUAGCUUGGCAGUUGUGGAUUUAAUCGAUGCUAUUCAACCUGGUUGUAUAAAUUAUGACCUUGUAAAGACGGGAGAUCUAUCGGAGGAAGACAAACACAGUAACGCCAAGUAUGCUGUGUCGAUGGCUAGAAGAAUUGGCGCCAGAGUCUACGCUUUGCCCGAAGACCUUGUAGAGGUGAAGCCCAAGAUGGUGAUGACAGUGUUUGCCUGCUUGAUGGGCCGAGGAAUGAAGAGAGUUUAAAACCAGGCUCCACACCAAAGCACCCAAGCCUCCCACCUCCCCCCUGGCUCGUGUCUUGCAAGAUCAGCUGUUUUCAGCCUGAAAUGCUGUCGGCCCUAAAGAACUGUCCAAGUGGUUGUUUGUUUUGUUUGUUUGUUUUUAAGAAAAGGACUCUUGAGAGUUUUGCUUUGCAAGGGAGGGAUGCAGUGGGGAUUCCUGGGGAAAGGGGAGGGUUAACUCACAGCACCUUUCUUUCCGUGAGUUCCAAGUUGCCUUGAUGCUUCCUUGUUGGGUUUGUUUUCUCACGUGCCCAGCAAAAUGCAUCUAAAUCAGAACAGCUUCCUGGAGCAGCCUGCCAGAACGGUGACCAAAACUUUCUUCCCCCAGAUGCUCAAUUAUCUGGUGGGCUGCUGGAGGUGGCUGGCAUCGCUCUUCAGAAUGACACAUCUCACUCUUCUGCUUUUAAAAAUUAAAACAAGGAUUUAUUUUACAAAAAAAAAAAAAUCUCAUGGUCCAAGCACGUGAUAUGAGUUUCCAUUGAAUUUGCUGCCACUCGGUCGGUGCAAAGGCCAUAGCUAAGGCUGUGACUUAAGCCACGUUCUGUGCUGCAAAAAAUUAGAACUCUGUGGCCUGCAUGCUGGAUUUGAAUCAGGCCAUUGCAUAAUUUCUAUUUUGCAUAACUUAUUCUGCAAUUUUAACUAGUUUGCUUAAUUUAGUCAUGGGGAGCUAUGCAAGACCUUGAAGCUCACCCCCCCCCCCACCACACACACGUUACUGUUACAGAAACAGGAAAUCUUAUCAUGCCUCCUUUGGAGCUUCUGAGAUUCCAAGUGGACAUCACCCACUCACUUCCAAACUAUCUUUAGAGCCACAAGGAGUAGAAACGUAAAUAAUUGAAGCCUUGAUUCUCAGAAAGUCAAGUUGUGUGCCCAAUAAUUACAUUCUUUGGAUUGUCUGCAUGCUUGCAGUGACUCAGCAUGUGCAUAGUUUUGGCAAUGGCACAGAUGUCCAAGGGUAUAAAGUGUGAGUGUGUAUGGGGGGGGGGGAAUACUUCCAAAGAUCAGUCUUCCUGCAGUAUUCUUCAUUCAUGGUGCUGCUCUUUUCCUCUGUACAGCCUAACGAUAUUUUGAUUACUUUACAGACAAGCAUAGCCAGUUUAUUUUUGCUAUGUCCUUUUUAUAAAAAAAAAAGUUCUUUGUGUGAGAAGUAUCACCUUCCAAGGCUACUGCAUUGCCAAUGGCUUAAUUCAGAGAACUGCAGUUUUGUUUUUGUACCGUAGCUUGUUUGCUGAGACAAUUUCCCCCCCUUUUUUCCAGGAUCUGCACGAAAACCCCUUGUUAACUUGGGGGAGGGGGGGUUAAUUAUUUAAAGUGCUAUUAGAAGUAUGUGAAACUGUAUGAGAAGCGUUUGAUGGAUGGGACCAGGCCAGCUCCACAAACCAGUAUCUUGAAGAACGGAAUGUGCUGAGACUAAGAAAGUAUUUUUUUAUAAAUAAAAAGGAAUUGUUGUCACCAAAGAGAAAAAAAAGGCAUUUUAUCCAUAGGAGCAAGUGUACUUUGGCUUUAGCAAGCUGUUAGCUAUCCUUCAGGCCCUGUUGCUCUUCCUGGAUCUUCCAAGCAAUGUAAUAUGAUGGCAAGAAGAAUAGAUGAAAUAAAAUCAUUUUAAUAAGGCCAA
Messenger RNA from Heteronotia binoei (common prickly gecko), 3803 nucleotides. RefSeq names its product plastin 3 (gene PLS3). The transcript is spliced from 17 exons. Gene Ontology annotation, cellular component: cytoplasm; actin filament; actin filament bundle. Gene Ontology annotation, molecular function: actin filament binding; calcium ion binding. The record is from RefSeq and is a predicted model, not a curated record. NCBI's taxonomy places the organism in Eukaryota, Metazoa, Chordata, Lepidosauria, Squamata, Gekkonidae. Bases 264 to 2150 code for a protein of 628 amino acids. Gene Ontology annotation, biological process: actin filament network formation; actin filament bundle assembly.